CUCGGAGCUGGGAUCAGAGGUGCAGGUGGCAGGGGGCAAGGACAAGGCGCACUACCUCGUGGCACUGGUGGUACACCACCUCAACAGGUCCUCCAACAUCUCGCUCUACGAGUGCCGCCAGUGGGUUGAGUACCACAAGUAUGCGGGCGUCUCACAUGUCGUGUGGUACGACACGUCUACAGACUCCCGGGAUUCUAUUGAGGCAGCAUGGCGGCCAUACAUCCGGGACGGCUUCCUCACCCUGCACUCCUUCCGCCACCUCUUCCCCUCCUUCGACCCACAAGGCGCCGCCUCCAAGGACGACCAGGCGACCCUGCACUUCCUGACCACGCACGGUCCGCAGACGGCCUGGUUUGUGCGCCUGCCGGUCUCCUCCUUCCUGUUUGCCCCCGGGGAUGUGAAGCCAGGGUUCCUGGAUCGGUUUCUGAGGGAGUAUGAGGCGCACAGGCAGCAGGCGUCGCAACUGCUGCUGCAGAUGCUGCACUUCGUGGGGCCUGGCGAGCAGCGCCCCCUUCCUGCUCUGCUCUUGGAGAGAUUCGUGCAUCGCACGGAGCAGACAAGGGGGGCGUCCCUGCAGAAGUUUGCACAGAUGACUGCAGUGGUGAAGCCGGAUAGCGUGCUUCGUCUCUUCUGGCACCACCCGCAUCACCUGGAGAUGAGCAAGGGGGAUACUGUGGUGCUGCCGGCAGCGCUGCUACGCGUGCACUCGUUCGAGAAAGCGGUUACAGGGGAAGGGGUGGAAGGUGAGGAAGUGGUGACGGAUACAUCGAUGCUUCCUCUUGCAAUUGAGUUGAACCAAAUGCUCAACAAGGACUCGGGUGCCGAGCCAUCCCGAACCACAGCGUACGAAACGGACAGACUAGCCACGGCGACGCGCAUGACUCCCGCAAUGGACGGGCAAGCCGUGGGCGAGCGAAUGUACCGACGGAAGCGCCAGCGGGCGUCUUUAGGCGGCAGCGCCAUCUCCGAUCAGGACUCGGAAGACGCGUCGAACGCGGCGGAAAGUCAAGGCCCAUGGACCUGGCCUCAUCGGUCCAAACAAGCGGCGAAAGCGGUGUCGGGGGAUGACGUUGGGAGGAUACUCUUCGGCAAGCCGUUGCCUCACGAGGAGGAGACUCCCAAGCAGGUGGAGCUGCGGUCCAAGUGGCUGGAAGACAGGAAGCCAGUGACUCGCAGUGGCAGGGCCGCUAAGGAGAAGGCAGCUGCUGCCGCGAGACUGGAGGUGGAGGAGCAGAGGAAGGAGGAAGAUUUGCAGCAGCAGCGGCAACAGCAGCAGCAGCAGCAGAGGCAACAGCAGCAGCAGAGGCAACAGCAGCGGCAGCAGCAAGAGCAGCAGCAGCAGCAGCAACAGCAACAACAACAACAGCAGAAGGAUUUGAAAGGACAGAUGAAACCGCAUUCGACGAGUAAACGACAGCAGAAGCAGCAGCAGCGGAAGGAUGUGAAAGAGUUGAAGCCGCGUUCGAUGAAUAAACAGCUGCAGCAGCAGGAACAAGAGAACCCGGGAAGAGAAGUGGCAGGCGUGGAUAUGGCGAGGAGAGAGGGAGUUGUGUCGAAUGGAGGGGAUGUUGAAGAAGCAAGAGGGGGAGAUGAUCAUAGUGCCUUGGAGAGCGGGAGUGAAGGGAGUGAGAGUGAGGAGAGUGAGAAAAGUGAGGAGAGUAAGGAGGGCGACAAGGGUGACUCGGAGUGGGGCUUGCGGCCGCAUAGGAAGUCAAGUGGGUUGAGUGUGUCCCCAGGCAAAGGGCGGGUGAAGAGGGAGCAUGGGAAGCAAGAGCGCACUGUUUUUGUGUCCGAGAAACAGACAUAUUUUGCGGAAGUAGAUGCUUUUGAAUUGGAGGAAGAGGAAGCAUCGGAUGGUGGCUAA
Messenger RNA from Closterium sp. Naga37s-1, 1864 nucleotides. NCBI's taxonomy places the organism in Eukaryota, Viridiplantae, Streptophyta, Zygnematophyceae, Desmidiales, Closteriaceae. The record is from the annotation of a GenBank genome assembly.